Molecule: messenger RNA, 2078 nt
Organism: Podospora pseudocomata
Lineage: Eukaryota; Fungi; Ascomycota; Sordariomycetes; Sordariales; Podosporaceae
Gene: ANT1
Product: ADP/ATP carrier protein
Exons: 4
Coding region: 884-1894 (336 amino acids)
Biological process (GO): transmembrane transport
Cellular component (GO): membrane
Molecular function (GO): ADP transmembrane transporter activity
Source: RefSeq, a predicted model, not a curated record
AAGCCAUUACCCUCAUAUAAACCGCGGCUGCCCAACCCGUCUUCCGUGAAACAUCUCAUCAGCAGUCCCCCAUCUCGAAUCGCGAAACAAGCAUCUCGUCUUUUUGAUCCGUCGCCAAGCUGCACUGGACGAACUAGGGUCUCCCAGUCGGCUGGUUCCGAGGCCGGUGCGGGGCGCCACACGAUCUUAUCAAAGCGAUUCAUCUACAAUGUGAUCCAUGAGUCGGGGCCCGGGGGGUGGUGGAAUUCAUGUGUUUUGAGAAGCCAAGUCCCAAUCAACAAUGGCAUUCAUCAGCCUGCCAGCGACAAGUCGAUGGGAUAAAGAACAGAAGGAAUGCGGGGCUGAGGUGCGUCUUCCAGGCACUCGUAUCGUUUGCCGCAUUCAAUUGGCGUUGCCCCGAGCACACAAUCGCCAACCGAGGUUAUCCGGUUCGGUAAUCGACAUCACGGGCUAAAAAGACACUGGGUCCCCCGCGGCCGGUGGACCGCACUUGCCGGAUGCACCUCGGUGGCCUACAGCGUAAAUACCAUGGCCAGGCCCCCUAUAACCUAUUAGAGGUGUCCCUGUCGUCACUUUUUUGUCGUCGUCGUCAUCUUCACCAUUGCCAUUGCAUUGCGUGCGUGUUGUAUAUCUGGUUUUGCUAUUCAUUCAAUCUUGCUGGCGGACGUCCCCAACAUUCGAAUUACUUGCCGAGCCCAUCUGCCGUCAUCGCGAUUUGCAGAUAGCCAACCACCUGGAAAUCAUCCACCGGCCGAUAUCGAUAUACACCUUUUUGUGACGUAUCCACUUAUCGCGAACGACAGCGCAACCACCGGAGGAGUUGCAUUCAGGUUGUAAGGAGAGCCCUCUUUUGAGGCGCAAGGAGUAAACAAGACAUCACACAAUGGGUGCUCAGUCAAAGCCCGCCCCAAUUGGGCCCUGGGGUCUUGCGACAGCAGGCGCUGCCGGUGCUGUGUUUGCCAACACGCUGGUGUAUCCUCUCGAUCUCGUCAAGACCAAACUCCAGGUGCAAGUAAAGGCCAACUCCGAGAAGGGCGAGGGCGCCUCCGAUGAGCCGCACUACAAGUCAUCAUGGGACGCUAUCUCCAGGAUUGCUUCCGCUGAAGGAAUUCAGGGUCUCUAUGCCGGUAUGGCUGGAUCGCUGCUUGGUGUUGCUUCUACCAACUUUGCCUACUUCUACUGGCAUUCGACUGUUCGCACUCUGUACCUCAAGCACAGCAAGCACACGGGGCCCACCUCGACCAUCACCGAACUCUCCAUUGGUGCUGUUGCAGGCGCGCUUGCUCAACUCUUCACCAUCCCAGUCGCAGUCAUCACCACUCGGCAACAGACGCAAAACAAGGAGGACAGAAAGGGUUUCUUCGACACUGCGAAGGAGGUUAUUGAGGGCGAGGAUGGCGUCUGUGGGUUGUGGAGAGGUUUAAAGGCGAGUUUGGUGCUGGUCGUCAACCCGUCCAUCACAUAUGGUGCCUAUGAAAGGUUAAAGGAGACUCUGUUUGCCGGCAAGAAGAACCUUUCUCCCAUGGAGGCAUUUGCCCUCGGUGCCAUGUCCAAGGCUCUCGCCACUAUUGUUACUCAGCCCCUUAUCGUUGCCAAGGUCGGCUUGCAGUCUAAGCCGCCAGCGAUUCGUCAGGGCAAGCCAUUCAAGAGCUUCGUCGAGGUGAUGCAGUUCAUCAUCCAGAACGAAGGAGCUCUGGGUCUCUUCAAGGGCAUCGGACCCCAGAUUCUCAAGGGCCUGCUGGUUCAGGGCAUCUUGAUGAUGACCAAGGAACGUGUCGAGCUUCUUUUCAUUCUUUUCCUCCGUUACAUUCAGCUUGUGCGUUCCAAGCAGCUCAGAAGGUCUGCUGACCUGGCUGCGGCAGCCAAGCUUGUUUCACCUGUGACUGUGAAAUAAACAAAGUUCAAGCCGAUCGCGGCGCAAAUUACAGAAGAAUACCCAUAUCGCCAACAUGGCGAGGCCUGAGAUGUUAUGAGCGGGGGCGCUUGAAUAGAGGACGAAGGAGAGGGACAUUUUGUAAAUAAGAACGCCAUAUAGAUAGGUCAUAUCUGAGAAUAAUGAUUGCAAUGUGUUAUGUUAA